AGCAGAGCAGUUGGUAGGACAGCAGGAGAAGCCUUUCUCUCUUCCCGUUCCAGUGUUGUGUAGGCCAUCGACUCGAGUGCUCGGGCAGAUAGAAGAGAGAGAGAGAGAGAGGGGGGAGAUGCAGCGGCUCACGGGGCGGGACAUGUGGGACGUGGAGGAGUGCCAGAGCCCGCGCAUGGGCAGCGUCAUCCUCGGCGUCGACGGCGGCGCCAGCAACACCGUCUGCGUCUGCAUCCCCGCCGCCAUGCCCUUCAACGACCCGCUCCCCGUCCUCUCCCGCACCGUCGCCGGCUGCUCCAACCACAACUCCGUCGGAGAGGACAGGGCAAGGGAGACGCUGGAGAGGGUGAUGUCGCAGGCGCUGCUCAAGGCGCGCCGGCGACGGUCAAAUGUCUGCGCCGUCUGCUUGGCCGUAGCAGGCGUCAACCAUCCAGUCGAUCAGCAGAGAAUGCUGGACUGGCUCAGGGACAUAUUUCCAAGCCAUGUCAAGCUGUUCGUGGAGAACGACGCGGUGGCGGCGCUGGCCAGUGGAACCAUGGGCAAGCUGCACGGAUGUGUGCUGAUCGCAGGGACAGGGACCAUAGCGUAUGGGUUCACCAGUGAUGGUAGGGAAGCUCGAGCAGCAGGUGCAGGGCCAGUUCUGGGUGACUGGGGCAGUGGCUAUGGGAUUUCUGCCCAGGCAUUGACAGCAGUGGUGAGAGCUUAUGAUGGCCGAGGCCCCGAAACAGUGCUUACCAACAACAUCCUUGACUUCCUUGGACUGGCAUCGCCAGAUGAAUUGAUAGGGUGGACAUAUGAAGACCAAUCAUGGGCUCGUAUCGCUGACCUUCUUCCAGUUGUGGUAGAAUCAGCUGAAAGUGGUGAUGAGGUGGCAAACAAGAUCCUACACAAUUCAGUUGGGGAACUAGCUUCCAGUGUCAAGGCUGUAGUGCAAAGGCUUGACCUUGGUGGUGAAGAUGGCAAGCAUCCAUUUCCACUUGUUAUGGUUGGUAAAGUCCUUGAGGCAAACAAAAAGUGGGACAUUGGGAAAGAAGUGAUAGAUUGUGUUACCAAGAAUUACCCAGGUGCCUAUCCAAUACAUCCCAAGGUGGAGCCAGCUGUUGGUGCAGCUUUAUUAGCAUGGAAUGCUAUAGCAAGCGAAUUAGAUGGCGACAUUAGAACUGUUCAAUAAUGGAACAUCCUGCAAAUUAUUGUAUAUUAUGUUUUACUGCUGAAUCAUCACCUAGCCUUUUGCAUUUGCUGUAACAGGUUGCUUGAAAAGGUUGUAAUCUUCUCGAGAAAGAAAGGUUUACAACAAGGAAUUUGAUUUA
Molecule: messenger RNA, 1310 nt
Organism: Zea mays
Lineage: Eukaryota; Viridiplantae; Streptophyta; Magnoliopsida; Poales; Poaceae
Product: ATPase
Source: RefSeq, marked provisional